Molecule: messenger RNA, 1369 nt
Organism: Elaeis guineensis (African oil palm)
Lineage: Eukaryota; Viridiplantae; Streptophyta; Magnoliopsida; Arecales; Arecaceae
Source: RefSeq, a predicted model, not a curated record
CCUUCGCGAAAAGCUUCCGCCACUCUAAAGGGGAGAGAGACAGAGAGAGGGAGAGAGGGAGCAAUAGGACGGCUGUAAUCUCUCACAGGGUGUAAGGGAUGGCGACGAUGGGUCACCGGAGCUGGAGCAGCAGCGCGUGGGUCCUCUCUCUCAGAACCGUGGUGGUCUCGGCCGGCGUCUUAUCGACGGCCCUGAUGCUCCGCCUCUCGGGACCGUCGAUCAUAAAGUUCCUGGCCUCCGAGUUCCCCCGGAUGUACGUCUCCCUGCUCUCCUGGCUCACCCCGCCCUACCUCUACUUCGUCAUCAACGGCAUCAUCAUCUCCAUCGCCGCCUCUUCCCGCUUCCAGAAACCCGCCCCCGAAGGCCUCGAUCCGUCUGGAUCCGUGCCGUCGGUGGCUAAUUCGACGGUGAUCCAGCCGCCACUGUACGUGCCUCCGACGGAGGAGUACGUGGCGAAGGUCGCAGAGGGCGUGCGGCCGGAGUUCGUCGAACCGGCGGUGUACGGUGGAGCGGAGGUGGAGGGUUCAGGAGUAGAGAUGGCGGCGGCGGCGGCGGCGGCGGAGGAGGUGGAAGGUGAGGAGGACUUCGUGAUAUCGAGGUCGAGCUGGUCGCCCAAGCGGAGGGAGUCGAGGGAGACAGCGACGGAGUAUUCGGCCGUAACGGAGAAACCGCUGGUUUCCGUCAGGUUCGGUCACCGGAAAAAUGUGAAGCCCAGUCCCGAAGGGAACGCGCUGCGGGUGGCGAGGCCGAAGCGGAACGAGACGCUGGAGAGCACGUGGCGGACCAUCACGGAGGGCCGUCCGGUCCCCCUCGCCCGCCACCUCAAGAAGUCGGACACGUGGGAGACCCACGGCCGCGCCUCCCGCGACGAACAAUCCCCGGCCCCGCUAAUGCGCAAGGCCGAGACCUUCAACGACCGGGCCGGCCGGUCGCCGGUGGCUUCGUCCUCGCCGUCGCCGUUGUCGUCGGGCGGCCGGCUGAGGAGGGACCCAUCGUUGGGGCAGGACGACCUCAACCGGCGGGUGGAGGCGUUCAUAAAGAAGUUCAACGAGGAGAUGAGGCUCCAGCGGCAGGAGUCGUACCAGCACUACAUGGAGAUGAUCAACCGCGGAAGCCAUUAAAGCACGGAGGAAGAAGCGAGAGUUUGCGUAUUAUCGUGGACAAGUAAGCUGAUGAGUUGUUGUUAGAAACUUAAGAUAGAAAAGAUAAAGUAGAAGAGUGGUUUGUUUUCCUUCUUUUUAUCUGGGUUCAGAAGGAAGAAUUGAAAGAACAGGGGAAGGUCUGUGUGUGAUGCUUGUUUUGUUUUUAAAUAUUUUUUUAUUUGUUGGUUUUUCGUUUUCUUAUAUUUGAGUUUCAAUAUAUAUAUAUA